Molecule: messenger RNA, 828 nt
Organism: Camponotus floridanus (Florida carpenter ant)
Lineage: Eukaryota; Metazoa; Arthropoda; Insecta; Hymenoptera; Formicidae
Gene: gdl
Product: gonadal protein gdl
Exons: 1
Coding region: 246-773 (175 amino acids)
Source: RefSeq, a predicted model, not a curated record
UUAUAAAACUUAAUUUAAGUAUCAUUGAAGAAUCGGAGAUUAAUUACAAUUACGUGAAAAAUACGUGUGAGAACCUGAUUAAAUCAACUGUAUAUUGAUAUUUAAGAAAGCUUGGAACUUAAUAUUUAGAUCAAUAAAAAAUCUGUCAAAAAAAAAUAAAAAUUAUCAAGAGAAUUUAAUAAUUAUUAUAACAGAAACUUGUGUCAUAAGAUAUAGCUUAUAUCAUAUCUUAUUUAAAUUGAAAAAUGGAUGCUGUUAGUCCUACUCCUCAAGAUCUACAGAGGAAACUUUAUUUCUUGGUGGAACAGUUGCAGCACAUGGCUGGAGAGCUUCCACCAAAGUAUCAGAUGCGUCUGCCAUACGAAUUGCUAUCUGGUUUGGCAAACUCUUUGUUAAACGACACCAUUUUUGAGAUAGUGAAGGGACUGAUGGAAAUACAACAUGUCACUGAGAAGCAUCUCUUCCAACAACGGCUUCAGCUUCUGAAUCAACAGAAAAUCGAGUCUCAAGAGACAUUGUUGUCCGCACCAACAACAGAAGAAGAGUUAAUGGCGAUAAAAGCAGCUCUGCACAAGAAACACAAGGAAGAGUUGAAGCAAUUGGAUAUGAAAUUAGUGUUGCAAUUAGAUCAAAAGGUGGUGGACCAGCAGAGCAUAUUGGAAAAGGCUGGAGUACCUGGAUUCUAUGUGACUAAUAAUCCAAUGGAGAUUCAAGUGCAAAUGAGAUUGUGCGACUUUAUAAUUAGACUCAGCAAGAUGGAUAUACCCACUUAAUAUGAAUAUAAAAUCACUUUUCUUUUUAUAUAACAUCUGCUUAUUUAUCAUUUAU